UUUGCCAUAGUAACAGUGACAAAACAAGCGGGUCCCAGAGCAAGGAGACAGAGAGAGACAAAAAAUGCUUCAAAUCCGGCACAGAAUCUCUCUAUCAAUCUCUGCAAUUCAUCUGAGCGUUCAAGGAAGCAGACGGCGAGCCAAAGAAGGAACGCUUGUGUGAAAGGAUGUGUGCAGCUUCACGUUUAUAGAAGAAAAAGCUGAUGAAAAACAUUUGUUCCUUGGAUGGACAUUUGGAUAAAGAUAUACCCUCUGUUAUUUUUUAUUAACGGUUAUUGCUGUUUUUUGAUAUCAUGAAUGCAGACACUCAGUAUGAGGACUCGGUGUCCAUCAUGGUUCUGGAGAACAUCAAGAACAGACUGCUACAUGCCUUCAGAACAACAGCAGAACCAAGAGCCUCCACCGGGACGGCUUAUCCCAUCGGAAAGACUUUCCAAGUCAAUGAAGAACUUCGAAGGGCCAAAAUUGAUGGAGCCAUAACAUGGUUAAGAUCAGAGUUGCUAGAGAUGCGCUCUCAGGACCGACAGCUCGCUCAGACUCUGCUGGGACUUAACAAAGAGAUUCAGAGGCUCAGACGAGAGAACGGAUGCUUGCUUUCGGAGCCUGACAGCAGUGACCACACAGAGGAGAUGUGA
This is a messenger RNA of Triplophysa rosa, 635 nucleotides long. RefSeq lists its product as uncharacterized. The coding region runs from base 294 to 635 and encodes 113 amino acids. Lineage: Eukaryota; Metazoa; Chordata; Actinopteri; Cypriniformes; Nemacheilidae. The record is from RefSeq and is a predicted model, not a curated record. The transcript has 2 exons.